This is a messenger RNA of Exophiala viscosa, 3057 nucleotides long. RefSeq lists its product as uncharacterized. Gene Ontology annotation, cellular component: nucleus. The record is from RefSeq and is a predicted model, not a curated record. Gene Ontology annotation, molecular function: transcription cis-regulatory region binding; zinc ion binding; DNA-binding transcription factor activity, RNA polymerase II-specific. Lineage: Eukaryota; Fungi; Ascomycota; Eurotiomycetes; Chaetothyriales; Herpotrichiellaceae. Gene Ontology annotation, biological process: positive regulation of transcription by RNA polymerase II. The transcript is spliced from 3 exons. The coding region runs from base 440 to 2923 and encodes 827 amino acids.
GAAACAAAUGCAUAGACGAGAAUUCGAGUCAGAGUUGCAUCUAAGACACCUAAACUCGUAUUUAAUUCCACCCGCAUCCGCAGCCGAAGUCUGAACGGUCACGUGGUCUUGAUCCAAUCAUACUUGGACAGUUUCAAUCUCGCUGACUCUUUUCCUUUUCCUGUCAUCUCUCAUUACAUCCGUCGCCUUCCACCACCAAGAAACUCCUGUCAGAUGAGAACGCCAUGUCUUGAUUGAUAUCGAUAUCACGAAAUAUACUUCCCUGAAUACCGUCAAUCGUCCCGAAUCUUGUCUGGCAUAGGCUUGUUGCCUUUAAUGCAGUCUUUUAGAACCCCCAAUUGGGAAAUACUCGCUGUGGGGGAAGCCGAACCAUCUUUGUCACACCAGGGCGUUUGACCCUCUGGCGGAUCCUCAAGCGAAGCAUUGAACCUUCUCCCGCAUGGCAACCACCACUCUUGAUACUGCAGCAGCUGUGUCCGAGAAAGCCUGUCAUGCCUGCCGACAACGUCGUGUGAAGUGUGACAAGAGAUUACCAGGCUGUUUGCGGUGUGAGAAGCUAGGCAGACCAUGUACCGGCUACGACACCGAACGCAAAUUCCUUGAUGAAGGCAUAAAGGUGCGAAGGAAAUAUGAUGGCGCCUUCCAAACCAUUCCAGACCUGUCAAGGGGGGCUACGUCUACACCUCCUCUUAAUCUUACGACAGCCACACCAGCACGCAAUGAACCACAGCAGACCUCUGCACGGCCAACUCCUAGCAAUCUAAAUCGAAAUCAACCCAACCCACCCAUUCCUCAGAUCAUUUCACCACCCAUCACGUCUUCCCCAAGUCUUCCGGGCAUCUCCUCGAUCAACGCAAGGUCAUCCGAUCCUAACGUACAGUAUCCUCUGUUUGGGGUCAGCAACCAACCAAGCCCAGGCUACAAUAUAUUUCAACACAAUCGCCGGCCGCAACCAAUUUUCGCGCCUCCUUCUCCCCAACCCUCAUCGAAUGUGCCGCCCUUAAUCCCGCCAUCCAACUUCCAAUAUCCUCUACACGAUCACGAACAGCUUCAGUAUGGUCAAGACCACAGUACAGCAAAGCUGAUCUCAGGGAAACCGCAGUACGCUCCAUCUGAAACCGACACUUACGUCAGUGAAGACUACUUUGACCUUGAUAUUGAUACCUAUUAUGCCAAGGGCAAUAAUGCUUGCGGUUUCAUUCCUGGCCUUCCUGUGAUCCUCACAGACACUACUGGGCCUGAAACUGACGAAGAUUUUCUGACAAAUGACUAUGCCUCGCUUAGUGGCAGGUCUUCUGUUUACGAUGGAUCCGAAGGCGGGCGAAAGCGGCCGGAGUACAGCCAGAAAUAUCUACAUGAACGAAUGACGGAGUUGGCUGGCCUCACUAGGCAUUUCGUCCAGGAAGUGUCUCCGUCGAUGGAUCUCUUUGACCUGGACACCUACUUUAGCAGGAUAGUGCCGUUGAAAGCGGUUCAAAAUGUCAUGUUACGGUCCGCAAUGGCAGCGGUGGCCGCCAAUCAAAUUGGCCAACUCCUGGCCAGGGGCGCUGCCAAAGAGGAUUUGCAGCACCUCCUGCCUAUUCUAGGAGAUGGCGGCGUGGAUCAACACACAGAUUGGUUCUACAAGGCCGCCAAUUACUACGACAGAGGCAUCUCGUACUUGAGAAUCUUCCUGCAACGUUGGUUGAGUGAUACCAGCAACGACUUGACCGGCCAUGCUUCGAGAUAUAACGCUGUGAGGAAUUUGUCCGAUGCGAGCAGUAAAGACUCGUCCACACUGGGUGUAACCAACAAGAGACGACGCAUCAGCAGACAAGCAACCACGGAUGGUGCUGAUAUGGAAGCUCUAGUCGCCGCCAUAUCAGUCUUCUCCCUAUACGAGUCAGUCGACAAUCCCACGGACGACUGGUCCCAGCAUCUCGAUGGUUUUAAGGCUCUUUUGGAGACUAAGAUCCUCCCUCAAGCCAUGUCUGCGCCGAGUCUCCGACCGGGGCCCUUCAUAUCCAUGAAAGCCGGUCGAGCGGCAUUCUGGAAUUUCGCUCGAGCUGACUAUCUUGCAGCUUAUAUCAACCACUCCAAGACCAAGCUUGACCCGGACAAUUUGACCAUGUUCAAAGCCGCUGGUCUACCACUGACUGAAGAUGGAACGCUUACCUACAAUGAUCCUUCCGCACCCAUAAGCACCAUCGUCUUCAACCAACCCGGAGACAGGGAAGACGUGGUGGCGUGUACGCUCAUCUGGAUAGUACUACGGGUCAUGAACUUUGUUGCUCCUCAGGACGAGUCUUCGAACAGCACGACCGGCACUCCGCAAAUGUUUGAGACUCCGGGCACAGUAGGGUUCAAGUCUGCCUCAGAGGCUGGCACGCCAACCCCGAUCCAAACACGAAUUGCUCGAUGGAAGAUGUUGCGACGGCAGCUCGAGGAAUGGUACGAUAAUCUGCCAUUUACCUUUCAACCAUAUGCAAUGAUGGGCGCAGGCUCGCAACAUCCAUUUGAGCCACCUUCGGAACAGCGACCGCGAUUCACCAGAAUCUUCUUCAGCGUCGCUAUGUGUGCUGCAGCUUUACAGCUUUAUCACUUCGCCCAGAUCUUGCUUUUAUUGAAUCAGCCGGUCGACGAAGGCGAUACGAGGAAUAUAGCCAAUCGGAUACGCAUGUUCCGAAAGGUCUCAGAGGAACUGGAAUAUCACAGUCGGCAAAUAUGUGGCAUCGCGCUGGGAAAGCCUCCGCCUGCCGUGGCCCGCCAGAUGGUUCAUUCACUUUACCUUGCUGGGUUGUGCUUCGAAGAGAGAGACGAUAGGGUCGUGGUCCUGGAACUUUUGGGUAACAUCGAGAAGGAGACGGGAGCUUCGACAGCACAAAGAGUAAGGGAGCUGAGAGAUCAAUGGGGUUGGGACGGUGAAAUUCGAGAAAUUGAUUAAAAAGGACAGACUCAAUGCGUCGUCAGAAUAUGUGUCGAGAUGUGUCGGAAGCUUGGCCAGUCUUGGAUAUUGUAUUUGUAUAUAAUGAGUUACGGCAUAAUCUAAUGGCUUUAAGGGACAUGCACAAUCUGCUC